AAAACCCGCAGCACAGCAGCAGUCUUGGGGAAAUGUUGAGAAACGACUCUUUGUUUCCUAAAGUAGAGAAAGAAAAGGCUGAGAUGCUUCACUUGUAUUUCCGCCAAAACCCUCCCGCUCUCGAAGGGAUCGCCGCCGUUGUCGGCGAACGCGUCCUCUUCGGCGCCGCAGAUGAAACCGGAGAAAAACCGGUUGUUGAUAGCGCGGUGCAGAAGAGCUACAGGGGCGUCAGGAAGCGGCCGUGGGGGCGGUGGUCGGCUGAGAUACGCGACCGCAUAGGGCGGUGCCGCCACUGGCUCGGCACAUUCGACACGGCGGAGGACGCGGCUCGGGCCUACGACGCGGCGGCCAGGAGGCUGAGAGGCUCCAAAGCGAGGACCAAUUUCCACAUUCCUUCCGUCUUGCCGCCGCCGUCUUCGAGUUCGUCGAAUUCAUCGUCGUCCGAAAGGAGGAAAAGGAAGAGGGUCUCAGGUGGAGGAACGGCGCGAAAGUGUUCGGUUGUGACAUCCGCCGCGAACCUGUUUGGCCGGGAUCCGGCGGAUGACGGUGGCGGAAGGGCGGUUAGCUUGGAGCUUGAUUUGAAGAUCGACGACGGUGGUUUGGUGGAGUAUUAGUAAUUAAUAAAAUCGAUGUGUUGUGUUUUUAGUUGGUUUUGGUUAUUUAGGGUUUUGUUAUUUGCCACCACUAUCUAUAUGUAUAAAAACUUAAUUUGCAUUUGCAUCGUUAUGUGAAAUUAUGAUGAAUGUGUGUUUUCU
Salvia miltiorrhiza (redroot sage) is the source of this 755-nucleotide messenger RNA. Its product is annotated as ethylene-responsive transcription factor ERF084. Gene Ontology annotation, biological process: regulation of DNA-templated transcription. The record is from RefSeq and is a predicted model, not a curated record. NCBI's taxonomy places the organism in Eukaryota, Viridiplantae, Streptophyta, Magnoliopsida, Lamiales, Lamiaceae. Bases 33 to 614 code for a protein of 193 amino acids. The transcript has a single exon. Gene Ontology annotation, molecular function: DNA binding; DNA-binding transcription factor activity.